Messenger RNA from Amphimedon queenslandica, 1541 nucleotides. RefSeq names its product glycine N-acyltransferase-like protein 3. Gene Ontology annotation, cellular component: mitochondrion. The record is from RefSeq and is a predicted model, not a curated record. The transcript is spliced from 5 exons. Bases 644 to 1474 code for a protein of 276 amino acids. NCBI's taxonomy places the organism in Eukaryota, Metazoa, Porifera, Demospongiae, Haplosclerida, Niphatidae. Gene Ontology annotation, molecular function: glycine N-acyltransferase activity.
AUAUAUAUAUAUAUAUAUAUAUAUAUAUAACUAACAUACAUGUACCAACUACCAAGCCAACUUUCUUGUCAGUAUAUUAUUGUUGUGGUUAGACAAAAGUUGUAAAAAGUAUGAAAGCUAUGGCACGUAUGUUUUGGCAGCAAGCUACUGGCAGCAAAGUUGCCCAGCGUAUGAUACUCAAAUACUGCAGUGAACAUAACAACGGAAAUCUGACAAGUUAGGUUCUCAGUUCAAUCAACCAAUGUAGAGGUGAGCUGACCUUUAUUUUCAGUUGUGGGGUAUGGCUGGGUACUGUGUAAACCAGCAUUAUAGGAACUCUGAGAACUGGCUCAACUGGGUUCUUUAAUGCUAAUAGCAAUGGGUAUUUAUAAUAUGGCAUCUUGCAUGCAGCUGCUUUACUUUCUCGUCAAAAUCAGUUAAGGCUGUAGUACUGUAUGGUGUAUAUACAUGUACAAAUCAAAUAAUAAUUUUUUGGGAUUUUAAUAUCUUUAUUGUGUUUUAGUUUAAAUGUGUGUUCAUAUAAUUUGUUUUAUAUGAACUGGUUCAGCUUGGAAAAAGCCCAAAAGUUUGUCAUUGCGUGGGCGGACGAGUUCUGAAGAAAUCGCCCACGCAUUCUAGAUUAGCUCAGGCUGGCCUUAUCAUAAUGGAUCAGGGUGCAAGUGAAAUUGAUGCCAGUAAGAAAGAAGAACUUCAGGAUUUUUUAUAUAAAUACUGGCCAGAUACAAUAGAGAUUGUAAAUGGACUAAAAUUAGGAAAGGAGUUCACUGCCAAAAUUUUUACUGAUAAUGGUUGGCCUGAUGUAAAGACUGUAAUACUCAUUUAUAAUGAAGGAAGUGUAACAUUUUUUUUUCCAUUUGGCACUGAUAAUCCAAAAACUGCUUCAAUAUUAAAGUCUGUCGUUGAUUCAAACCUUGAGGAUGGACAGGAACCAUCAAUUCAUGGUACUGAAGAAUUUAUUUUAGAACUGAAAAAAGUUAUGGGGUUUCAAAUAUUAGCACCUCCCAUAUUCCGAUAUACUUAUACAAUUGCAAAAGACAUUAAUAGUGACAAAAUGUUAGAGAAAAGGCCUCUCCCCGAAAGAUAUAAAAUUGAUAGCAUUCAGUUUUCUGAUAUUAAAUUUGUUGCAUCAAAAUGGGGCGAAGGAGGUGACAUAGCGCAGCCAUUUAUAAAUAACUUAGUUACCAACUAUCCGAGUGUUGCUAUUUAUGACACAUCAACAGAACCUGCUCAACCAGUUUCAUGGAUAGUAUCAACAGCUGUGGGGAUCCUGUACCACUUAUUUACAGUUGAAGAGCAUCGAGGGAAAGGACUGGCCACCAUUGUCAUACAAGAGCAAACAUGCAAGAUACUGGCCAAAGGACUUACUCCAUUUUGUUACAUUUAUGCAGAUAAUGUUAAAAGCCAAGGGCUCUUUGAGAAGUGUGGGUAUGUUAACAACAAAUUGCAUUUGUCUUAUACCCACCUGGACUAUUAACUUGUGACUAUUUGCUUGUUUAAUAUUAAAAUUAUGUCUAUUUUUGAUAAUACUAUUAAAAAUUCAA